AAAUUUUUCUUGGUUCACUUUUGGUCCACUUGGCUCAUUUGGUGAAAAGCUUUUCAUUUUGUUUCCAUUGUUCUUGCUUGCCAUGACACUGAGACUUGGUUCCAUCGCUCCUGAUUUUGAAGCGGAUACCACCCAAGGGCCUAUCCGCUUCCACGACUUUCUUGGUGACAGCUGGGGUAUCUUGUUUUCGCACCCUGCUGAUUUCACACCUGUUUGUACCACUGAAUUAGGACUAGUGGCAGCAUUGGAGGAUGAAUUCGCCCAGCGUCACGUCAAGGUCAUUGGACUUUCAGCCAACGGUCUCGCUGAACAUGAACAGUGGAUUCGAGACAUUAACGAAAUUAGUCACGUCAAGUUGAGUUUUCCCAUCAUUGCCGAUGCCGACCGAAAGGUAUCGGUUCUUUAUGACAUGUUGGACUAUCAGGAUGCGACGAAUAAAGAUCAGCAGGGAGUUCCGUUUACAAUUCGGUCUGUUUUCAUCAUUGAUCCCAAAAAGACGAUCCGGCUUAUCAUGACCUAUCCUGCAUCAACAGGUCGUAAUUUCGAUGAAAUUUUACGUGUGAUCGAUUCGUUGCAGCUGGGAGACCAAUACCGUAUCACCACCCCGGGCAAUUGGCAAAAGGGGGAUGAUGUCAUUAUUCAUCCCAGUGUAUCGACGGAAGAAGCCCACACUUUAUUUCCAAAGGGUGUCAAGGUCAUCAAGCCUUACUUGCGAAUGACACCGUCGCCUUUCUGAUCGCCCCCUUUCCCCCCCCCCAAAAAAAAAAGGUGAAAAGCCCUCAUUUGCGCGCUGUCAUCCUGUAAAUUCAUACUCAGCAUGUUACGGAAUGAAAAUGAGCAAAUGCAUCAAUUUUCUCCCGUGUUGCAUGAUAACGCAUGACAUCAUGUUCAAGAAAAAAUUCAAAACACAAGGAAUAAUAAAAACAUAAAAAAGAACUGUCAAAGUUCCUUGU
Radiomyces spectabilis is the source of this 953-nucleotide messenger RNA. Its product is annotated as thioredoxin-like protein. The record is from RefSeq and is a predicted model, not a curated record. Bases 83 to 736 code for a protein of 217 amino acids. Gene Ontology annotation, biological process: cell redox homeostasis; cellular oxidant detoxification. The transcript is spliced from 4 exons. Lineage: Eukaryota; Fungi; Mucoromycota; Mucoromycetes; Mucorales; Radiomycetaceae. Gene Ontology annotation, molecular function: peroxiredoxin activity. Gene Ontology annotation, cellular component: cytosol; mitochondrion.